This is a messenger RNA of Engraulis encrasicolus (European anchovy), 2036 nucleotides long. RefSeq lists its product as uncharacterized. The record is from RefSeq and is a predicted model, not a curated record. The coding region runs from base 79 to 708 and encodes 209 amino acids. Lineage: Eukaryota; Metazoa; Chordata; Actinopteri; Clupeiformes; Engraulidae. The transcript is spliced from 3 exons.
UUGGCGAUGCUGGUGUCACUUCUGACGCUGUCGCGAUGUCCUCUGCCUGCUAAACCUCUGGCAGACUUUUGACCGAAAAUGGAUUCAAAUCCAGCCGUUUCUUUGUCAUUUCUGUACCGAAACGAUCCAGUUUACUCACUGUGCGCGUCAGAUUUAAUGACUGCCUCCCAGACCGUCAACAAUAACUUCAUCAAAGAACACAGACUUCUCAUGAAGACAUUGAGGCAGCUGGAGCGCGAGCGUGUGUCGUUGAAGAGGCGCCUGGAGGAGGAGAAGAGGCAGUUUGCUUUCCUCAUGGCCAGGCGACUUCGCCCGCGCCACAUCCAGGCGUCGUCAGCCAGCAGCUCCGUGCCCUCGGCCAGCAGAGUGUCGUCAUGCCGUUACGCCAGGUGCACCCGCUCUGCCCCGCCAGCCCUGCUCACAGCACAGAGGCGAGGGGACAGGGGGGCGGGGAGCAGGGAGACGGGGUACGCUGCCCAUGGCCAACAGGGGGACACGAUGACACAUUUAUGCCACCGCACCAGAUCCCUCUACUUGGCUCCAGAAAAGGAAGACACACCAAAGGCGACCCGAGGAGUGAGCGGAGGUGGCAGCAGUUCUGAGCGAAAGACCCGGUGCGAGAGCAGGCAGCCAAGGGCACACACUGCCAGGAGCUGCCCUCCGUGUUCACGGAAGACGACAGAACACAUGAAGGCUGUAUGGAAAUGAGCAAAACAUACAGGCACUGUGCAGAGGAGAGCAGUGCACACAGACACCGUGAUGCAAGAGAGCGGAACAUAAAGACAUCAUCUCUUGGGACAUCUUUCUUUCCCCAGUGCACUUAAAUAUUUGGACAUUCUCUUAUGUGGCUUUGCUCUCCCAGGAGUGUUGGUGAAAAGGGUAACAUGCAAUUUUUUUAAACACUAGAGGUCGCCACUCAUCACUGAAUGUAAAUCAAAACAAUGUUGUAUGAAAGAGAUUGAGAGUACAGUAUUUUUAAAUGCCUUUUCAAUUCCAUUGGUCUUUGUAUGGACAAUUUUGGGAUGGAAAAACUAUUAACUGCCUAUGUCCUGUAAACACCUAAUGGAUGCGUGUAGGGUAGCAAUGAGUCAGGGAGAUACUGCCAGCACUCGACGCCAUUAAACCCAAGAUGUUGCAGAAAUGAACAGCAGAGUUGCCGUCAUCAGUCGAAUGUAAGUAUUUUGAUUUAAGUGGGUGGAAAUAAUAGGACGCUGAUACAAUCGUGGCUGUAAUGUAGCUUGACAAAAAUACAGUACAAAAAGAUUUGGUUGCAUUUCGCAUUAUAGUUUCCACUACCAAUUUAACUCAUUAACUAUUUCAGGUAACACUUAAGAAUAACAGUCCCUUAAAAAGCUUAAUUAACACUUUAUUAACAGUCAUUAAUGAACUAUUAAUGAGCAUUUACAAAUGUCUGUAAAUCAGUAAGAACCAACCUACGGCUACACAGUGGAGUAGGAAUCGGCUCACUAUUGGUGUGUCUUUGCCUAUCUGACAUUUCUUGUGGUUCCGUCUCUUUUGCUCUUUAGAACAGUGUUUCCUAACCAGGGGUACGUGUACAACUAGGGUUAUGCGAGCACCCUGGAGGGGGUACUUGGCAAAAUGCAAUAAUAGAAAAUGUAUUGGGCACAGUCACAUUUAGAUAGAGGAAGAGAUACAGCAUUGACCAUAAAUGAGGUGGUACUCAUGGCACAACAAAAAGGCUUAGGGGGUACGUGAGACGAAAAAAGUUGGGAAACACUGCUUUAGAAGACAAAUUUCCAGGACUGUUGCAGCUGUGCAUACUGAUGUGUUAACAAAGUAUGUCUUACUCCUUUACAAACAUUUGUAAAUAUGUUGUUGAUAAUUAGUUAAUUCCUUACAAAGUGUUUAGAAAGCUUUUUAAAGACUGGUAAUACUUUAUUUCAAUUCAACAUGUCUUUUUUUUUAGAAAGACUGACAGUUGAAUUGGCUCUCCUCACAUCUCAGGUUGGUAAUGGCAUAUUGGUAGAUAUAGAGUAUCCGUCAUAAGUUAACAGUAACAAAUGCCUACUUAAAUA